AGAAUCAGGAAGUUAAGCGCCAUCUGUGCUUGACAGUACACUAUCCCUUCGACUGUUGUGUAAAACAUUUGGUUGUGGAUUUACUUAUUCAAUGCUUUACAAUAGACAUUAUCAUUAAAACGUGCAUGGCAACUCCGGACAAUAAUAUGCGCCCGUCCCUGACCAGUGCCUUCCAACACAGCCGUGAGUCAUACUGGGACUAGUCUCUGUGCCGCUGGUACUACAAUCAGUGCCGCCCUAUACUGGUCCAGGUCAAGUUUCCUUCCUACAGAGGAAGAGGCAUGUCCUACUGGUCUGUAGGCCUCUCCAUGGCCACGGGAGACACACAGAAUAACAUGGAAGAACCAAAUACACAAGAUGAACAACAAGACGGUUCUGUGGCCGCAGAGGACAUGGGAGGCAAGGCGUCCACGCUGGGCAACGAUGGAGGCUCCUCUCUGGGUCCGUCUCCCACCUUGGAGAAUAUCCAGGGGGCGUACAAGGAAGGGGACAACGGUAUGGCCCGGGAGCUGAUCCAACAAGCCUGCCAUUUGGAGAGUAGUGAAGGGGGUCCUCGUCUGGAGGGGCUGCGUCUCCUCUGUCUGGCCACCCAGAAUGGGGAUACAGAGAGUGUGCGUUACCUCCUCACUGAGGCCCAUGUGCCCCUGCCUCAGGAGCCGUCAGAUGAAAACCCUGCCAUCUUGGCUGCUCACUACGGCCAUGCCAGCCUGGUCAGAGAGCUGCUCGACUCAGUACCAGAAUCGUGUUUACGUAGAGACCUGCUGAACUGGAUGUUGGCAUCCGCAUGCCAACAGGGUCAUCUGGAGGUGGUUCGACUGUUAGUGCUGGGUUACCAUGCCGAUGCUGAGGACUGUGCCAUCCACAAUGAGGAGUUUGCUGUCAUCACGGGGCUGCCUCUCUACGCAGCCGCACACGCAGGUAAUGAGGAGAUAGCUAGUUUCCUGCUGGAGAAUGGUGCUGGGUUCUCUUCCUACACCCUGAUGGAUCACCCUGCCUUCAGCUCACUUCUACUCAGACAACGGCUGGUAGAGGCCAGCACCGAAACACACACAGGACAAGGGGAUGGAAAGUUACUGUGCGUGCGGUGGUCAGGUCUGAAGCUGCCAUGGCUGGAGCUGGACUGGUUCAUGGACGUGUCGUCCCGGAUCACCCACCUGGACCUCUCCUGUAACAGCCUCUGUGCCCUGCCCUCUGUGGUGCCCUGGGGGCUCAUGCAGCUCCGCACGCUAGACCUGUCCAACAACCUGCUCAAAGAGCUGCCCACAGCCCACAACUCGCAGGAGAUCAUCUGCUCCAGACUCCACCAGGUGAAUCUGUCACAGAAUGAGUUGACAACCCUGCCAUCCGGGCUGCUCCAUCUCACCAGGGUCCGGAGGCUCUCAGCCGCUAAGAACAAGCUCACCAACCUAUUUGAAAUUCCUAAUGGUACUAACUGGAUAGGUCUGCGUCAGCUGGAGGAGUUGGAUGUGUCAGAUAACUCUCUUACCAGUCUUCCCACCGCCAUCCUCCACUCUUUUAAAUCCCUCAAAUCCCUGAAAGUCUGCCAGAACCGACUCAACAGCUUCCCUGACCCCUGGGCCUGUCCUCUGAAAUACUGUCGAGCCUCGUCAAACCUAAUCGAGAGUCUUCCAGAUACCAUCUCCAUCUUCUGGAGGGCCCAGCUCCAAGAAGUGGAUUUCUCUGACAACCUCAUCAAGGAACUGCCCUCCUAUAUAUUUGAGCUGGAGGCCCUGGUCUCUCUCAAACUGUGUGGAAAUCAGAUCUCCACUCUGCCAGCAGCCAACAAGUGGAAAUGCUCUCUGCUCAGAAGCCUAGACCUCUCCAGGAACCAGCUGGGCAAGACUGAAGAAGGACCUAAAACCAGGAAGCUGGCUUUUCUUACCACAUGGCAUCGAAGAGACCCAGACCCAGUGUGUCCCAUCGAGUUUCCAGGAAUUUUGCGGGAUGCAUUGGAAGUGCUUUCGUUGAACGACAACCAGCUGGAGUCUGUGCCCCAGUCGGUGUGUUGCCUGAGGAACCUCACCGAGCUUUACCUUUCCAAUAACCCAGGUAUUCGGGAACUUCCAGCUGAGUUGGGCCAGCUCUCUAAUCUGUGGCAGCUGGACAUCGAGGACCUCAACAUCACCAAUGUUCCCCAGGACGUCAGGAAGGAAGGACCAGCGUCUGUGCUGUCCUUCCUCCGAGCCCACCUACGGAAAGCUGAGCCCUGUAAGCUGCUGAAGAUGCUUGUGAUUGGUCCUCCUCGGCAGGGAAAGACAUCCCUCCUGGAAGUCCUGCAGACGGGCAGGCCCACCCCUUUCUCCUGUGUACAGAGCAUCAGUACAGCCCCUUGGGAACUGGACAGGCCCAGUGGGGUUAAAGCUGGUACGGACUCUGUGGCUUUCAGCGUGUGGGACAUCGGUGGCCCAGCCAACAUGGCCACGGUCAACCAGUGUUUCUUCACGGACAAGGCCCUGUACGUGGUCAUCUGGAACCUGGCUCUCGGAGAGGAGGCCGUAGCUAACCUUCAGUCUUGGCUGCUUAACAUCGAGGCGCGUGCCCCUAACUCUGCUGUGGUUGUGGUGGGCACCCAUCUGGACCUGAUUGACACCAAGUUCCGAAUGGAGCGGGUUGCCACGCUGCGCGCCUACAUCCUGGCUCUCUGCCGAUCGCCGUCAGGAGCGCGAGCCAGCGGCUACCCUGACAUCACUCUGAAACACCUGCAUGAGGUAUCAUGUAAGACCCUGGAGGGCCUGGAUGGUCUGAGGAAGCUAAUAUUCCAGGUUGCCUGCUCCAUGAAGGACAACAGUAGCACUUCUGCUAGUGGGAACAAGCUGGUGGGCAGACUGAUUCCCAAGAGUUACCUGAUGCUGCAGGAGGCAGUGCUGGCCGAGCGUGAGCGGCGGGACGCAGAAGACCAGGUCCAGUACCUGACAGACUCCCAGCUGGACCAAAUUAUAGAGCAGAACCCAGGAAGUGACAUCAGAGACUACGAGGACCUUCAAACGGCCAUCAGCUUCCUGAUCGAGACUGGCACCCUCCUCCACUUCCCAGACACCAGCCACGGUCUGUGUACCCUCUAUUUCCUGUGUCCCGUCUGGCUGUCCGAGUGUCUGGAGCGGAUCAUCCACCUCAAAAGCUCUCGAUCGGUGGCCUGGAAUGGUGUCAUCCGGGCCGAGGACCUCCGCAUGCUCCUGGGGGGGACCGGCUUCACCCAGCAGACAGAGGAGCAGUACUUCCAGUUCCUGGCCAAGUUUGAGAUCGCCCUGCCUGUGGCCAACAACAGCUACCUGCUCCCCCACCUCCUUCCCCCUAAGCCUGCUAUGGACAUCCAUGGCUUCCGCCAAGCAACGGCCAACACCAUCCAGCGGCUCUUCAAGAUGAGCUUUGUGCCAGCAGGAUUCUGGGAACGCUUCAUCGCCCGAAUGCUCAUCAGCCUCAACGAAAUGGACCUUCAGUCCUUCGAGACGAAGAGGAACGCCAAGUCCGAGCGGAGGAGGGCCACUGUGAUCUACAGUUUUGCGGGAACCGGCAGCAAGCAGAGGAACCGCUGCAGCACCUUCAGAGUGCGCCGCACGCAGACCAUCUACUGGAGGGAGGGGCUACUGGUCACGUUCGACGGAGGGUAUCUAAGUGUGGAGUCCUCCGACGUCAACUGGAAGAGGAAGAAAAGUGGAGGCAUCAAGAUCAUCUGCCAGUCGGAGAGCAGGGAUUUCUCUGCCAUGGCCUUCAUCACGGACCACGUCAACUCCCUCAUCGAACAGUGGUUCCCUGCCCUGACUGCCAGUGAGAGUGAUGGGACCCUGUUGAUUGAACAGUAUGCCCCCUGUCCCCUGUGCUCCUCCAUGGGCAAACCCAGUCAUUGGCACGGGCCUUGGACAGGACCAGCAGCCGACGGAGGAAAAGAGAGAAUCCACUACUUCAACAUGGAGGACUGUGUCAUCGCUGCCAUGGACCAGGAACACAUAGUGUGUCCCCAGCACCCCAAACAGCCUGUACCCCUUCAGGAGCUCGUCCCCGAGCUCUUCAUGACGGACUUCCCCUCACGGUUGUUCCUAGACAAUACUCAGUUGCAGAGUAAUGAGGAGGACGUGGAUAUCUUGGGACAGGGUGGCAGUGGCACCGUCAUCUACAGAGCCUGUUACCGUGGCCAACCAGUCGCCAUCAAGCGCUUCACCUUUAAGAAGUCCAAGCAGCAGACCGUCAACUGUGAUACAGACACCAUGAUGAAGCACCUCCAGUCCAUGGACGCAUGUCGGAACUUCUCUGAGUUCCGCCAGGAGGCCAGCAUGCUCCACUCGCUGCAGCAUCCCUGCAUCGUGUCCCUGGUGGGCAUCAGCAUCCACCCCCUCUGCUUCGCCCUGCAGCUGGCGCCCCUCGGAAGCCUCAAUGUCGUGCUGAAGGACAGAAGCAGGGGCUCUAGGUACAUGCCUCUGGGUCAUAUGCUCACCUUCAAGGCAGCCUAUCAGAUCGCAGCAGGGCUGACCUACCUGCACAGGAAGAACAUCAUCUUCUGUGACCUCAAGUCUGACAACAUCCUGGUGUGGUCUCUGGAGGUGUGUGACCCUGUGAAUUUCAAACUGUCGGACUACGGCAUCUCGCGCCAGUCCUUUCAUGAGGGGGCGCUGGGGGUGGAUGGAACGCCAGGGUACCAGGCCCCCGAGAUACGUCCAGGCAUCGUCUAUGAUGAGAAGGUGGACAUGUUCUCCUAUGGGAUGGUGUUGUAUGAGUUGCUGACAGGUCGCAGGCCUGCGCUGGGCCACCACCAGCUCCAGAUAGCCAAGAAACUGUCUAAAGGGAUCCGUCCGGCCCUGGGAAGCCCAGAGGAAGUCCAGUUCCACUGUCUGCACGGCCUGAUGAUCGAGUGCUGGGACACCAAGCCGGAGAAGAGGCCCUUGGCCGUGCAGUGUGUUAGGCAGAUGCAGGAGCCCAGCUUCCCCUGUCUAAGGUACCUGCUGUCCUGUGACACACACUCGCAGCUCUUCCUGUCACACCUGCAGGGACACAGCGCCGUCUUCUGGGACGGGGACAAGGACGACAGGAACUACAGCGUGGUGAACGUAGACAAGGGUCAGAUGGAGGUGAAGAGGAUGUCAUGUCCUGGGACCCGGCUGAGCUGUCAGAUGAAGAUGGACAACACCUUAUGGACGGCCACAGAGGAGCAGGAGGUGUUCAUCUAUAGUCUGAAGGAGAUGUGUCCUCUGAGCCAGCCCCAGAAACAGCUGUCCUGUCCUGCCGUGGUCACCUGUCUGUUUCCCGUGCCGGCCAGAGAACAGACUCAAGCGCGAGUCUUCAUGGGGAUGUCAGACGGCCUGGUGGCAGUGUACAGUCUGGAAGACGACAUGCCUGUUGACGGAGAGACCUACCUGUGUUCUCACACGCUCAAUAAAACCGUGUUUGGGAUGGAGGACUCCGACCACAGGCAGAGACCUUACCCAGUCAGAAGCAUGGCGCUCGUCCACAGUGGCUCCCAGCUGUGGUACUCCAAUGGCCCAGGUCUGUUGGUGAUCGACUGCCGGACCCUCCAGGCCGUGUCUCGCCUGGACCCCUACAGCCCCCCGUCCUCCAUCCUGGCCCUGGCCUCCAGCUUCUGCCUGUGGGGUGAUGAGGCGGUGUGGACCCUGGACGACCACACGAAUACCCUACAGCUCUACCACGCUGCCACCUACCAGCUCUGUGCCACCUACGGCUGUGGCGACGCCCACCCUUUCCGGGAUGUGUUCACUGUACAGCGACCCUCUGGAGUUACCGUGGCUACGACCCCUGAACUUAACCUAAAGACAAACCGUCCACUGGAGGAGAAUCGGGAGGGGGAGUGUCCUGACGGCGAUGUGACGCUGAUUUACAGCGAGGAGGCGGGGACUCAGAUCAUCCAGCACCAGGAUUCACUGACGGACUACUGCUCCAUGUCGUCCGACUCCACCCCUUCGCUGGGAUUGGAUAGAUCCAGUUCCUGUGCUCUCAGCUCACUGGCUAGUUCCAGCAGUAUGCCCUUUUCCACUGACUGUGAGGAGGAAGAGAGGCCUCAGGACCACCCAGCUGACCCUGACCCUGUCGUCACCUAUGACCCCACCACUUCUUCCAUUUCUGCUCUGCCCCACCUGCGGGCCCUGACUGUGCUCCCUGUCAGUGGAACCAUUUGGAUCCCCAGGAGUGGGGGAGACGUGUUGGUGAUUGAGGUCCAGAAUCACACAGGACAGUUCAGGGGGCGUGUCAUCGCUGUGCUCAGCCCCCCUGGAACCUCCUCUUACGGGACCCUGGAGGAGGCAGCGCUGGUUGCGAAGGACACGGUUGUGUGUGGCUUUCGCAACAAAAACAGGGCCUGGUGCCUGUGUGUCUGGAGGGGCUGGGGCGCCCGCGAGCUGGAGGUCUUCUACCAGUCCUACGAGGAGUUGGGGCGGCUAGAGAGCAGCAUGAGGAAAAGAAGGUAGCCGUUGUACGGAACUAGCCGCGGUGACCCAGGCUAGCCUAGCAGUCGCAGAAUCACAUAUCUGUAUGUGUGUGGAGGGAGACGUGGGCCAGGGGAAAGACACACUCACAGGCCCCCAGUGUUCACAGCAGGGGGCUGCUCUGACGCGGAGGGAGGGAGUGAGGGAGGGAGGGA
Molecule: messenger RNA, 6583 nt
Organism: Esox lucius (northern pike)
Lineage: Eukaryota; Metazoa; Chordata; Actinopteri; Esociformes; Esocidae
Gene: lrrk1
Product: leucine-rich repeat kinase 1
Exons: 37
Coding region: 282-6410 (2042 amino acids)
Biological process (GO): protein phosphorylation
Molecular function (GO): ATP binding; protein binding; protein kinase activity
Source: RefSeq, a predicted model, not a curated record